GUCUCUGGGAUUAGGAGCGCGGUUCUCUUGCCCAGCUGCCCGCGUGUCUCACCCAACACAGAAACACAGCGCGCUGCUCCUGCCGCUCCGACCCCGGGUUUUAUCCAGCCUUGUUCCUCCCCUCCCUCUGUUUGUCUCUCUCUCUGCCCUCCCCACAGCUCCACGCCGCUCCACUCCAUGCUCUCGCCUCUCGAGAAGAACCACAGCCGAGUUUUCCUAGCGCAGCCCCAGGAGACUUUUUCCUUUCCUGAGCCAGCAGACGGCAAAGGGGGCUGGGGAGGGGAGCUGAGCCCCGGCCAAGCCUGGCAAGGCAAGCCUUGAGUCAGUGCUAAACCUGCUUUGAGAGAGAGCGGGCAGGGGAGGCGCUUUCUCUAGAGGAGAGAAGGAGAAAAGAAACUCGAAACUGGCUUCCCCUGUGGCAUGUGUGUGUCCUGGCCAUCCCCUCCCGCCCCGCUGCUGUUAAAUGAGAGCACGUGAAGAACAUGAGGUUUCCUGCUUGAGAGGGAGGGAGGGCAGCGCUGGGGACAGAGGGAGGAGGAAGGCGAGCUGUGGCUUUGCGGUGUGGUUUACACCCGGAUCAGAGCUGGAAGUGCCUGGGGGUGGGAGCACAAGGAGAAAGGGCGUCUGAUGCCAGCUGCCAACAUGACAGAAACCCUGCAGCUCCCGGCGCUGCGGGUCCCCGAGCAGCAGGUGCUGGAGGGCGGCAGCGCCUGGUCCAGCUCGUCCACCCCGACCCUGCGCAGGAAGCGCUUCAAGAUGAGGAGGAUGAAGAACGUGCAGGAGCAGAGCCUGGAGGCCGGCAGGUACCAGGAUUCUCCUUCUUCCAGCAAGGAAUACCUGCAGCUGCCAUCCAUUGAGAUCACCCCCUCCAGUGACGAGGACACCCCCUGGUCCAACUGCUCCACUCCCAGCGCCUCCCCGCGCCGCAAGCGCUUCCUCCUGCGCAAGUGGCUGCGCGUCCGAGAGAAGAAGGAGUGCAGUGAGAGCAGCAGCCAGCAGAGCAGCCAGCAGAGCAGCCACGACGAUGACUCUGCGCGGUUCCUGAGCCCCUUCCUGCGUGAGGACAGUACUGCCAGUAACUCCAACCGCAGCACGCCCGCCUGCUCGCCCAUCCUGCGCAAACGCUCGCGCUCGCCCACGCCGCAGGACGCGCCGGGGGACGCCAUGGUGGAGAAGGGCUCCGAGCACUCCUCGGACAAAUCCCCGUCCACGCCCGAGCAGGGCGUCCAGCGCAGCUGCUCCUCCCAGUCCGGCCGCAGCGGCGCCAAGAACUCCAAGAAAAGCCAGAGUUGGUAUAAUGUAUUGAGUCCCACGUACAAACAGCGAAAUGAGGAUUUCAGGAAACUCUUCAAGCAGCUCCCGGACACCGAGCGCCUCAUCGUGGAUUACUCAUGUGCUCUCCAGAGAGACAUCCUGCUGCAGGGCCGCCUCUACCUCUCCGAGAACUGGAUCUGCUUCUACAGCAACAUCUUCCGCUGGGAGACACUGCUGACAGUUCGCUUGAAGGACAUCUGCUCCAUGACCAAGGAGAAGACAGCACGGCUCAUUCCCAAUGCCAUCCAAGUUUGCACUGACACUGAAAAGCACUUUUUUACCUCCUUUGGGGCUCGAGACAGGACGUACAUGAUGAUGUUCAGACUCUGGCAGAAUGCUCUGCUUGACAAGCCUCUGUGUCCAAAGGAGCUCUGGCACUUUGUCCACCAGUGUUAUGGGAACGAGCUGGGGCUCACCAGUGAUGAUGAAGACUAUGUGCCUCCUGAUGAUGACUUCAACACCAUGGGCUACUGCGAAGAAAUCCCUGUGGAGGAGAAUGAAGUCAACGACAGCUCCUCCAAGAGCAGCAUGGAGGCCAAGCCAGAAGCCAGCCCUCAGCUGCCAAAGAAAUCUGUCACUGCCAGUACCCUGACCUCCACAGGCAGCAGUGAAGCCCCAGCCUCGUUCGAUGGAGUGCUCCCAGAAGAGGAGGAGGCAGUGGCUGAGAGUCCAGUGGAGAAAGACCUUGGCAUUGCCAACAUCAUGGGAGAGAAAAUCGACAUCAUUGGCCCUGUGAACUCCCCCUCCCUGGACUUCAAUGACAACGAGGACAUUCCCACUGAGCUCAGUGACUCCUCAGACACCCAUGAUGAAGGGGAAGUCCAGGCCUUCUACGAGGACCUGAACGGGCGCCAGUACGUGAACGAGGUGUUCAACUUCAGCGUGGACAAGCUCUACGACCUGCUCUUCACUGACUCCCAGUUCCAGAGGGACUUCAUGGAGCAGCGCCGCUUCUCUGAUAUUAUCUUUCACCCCUGGAAGAAGGAGGAAAAUGGCAAUCAGACCAGAGUGAUCCUGUACACCAUCACCCUCACCAACCCUCUGGCCCCCAAAACUGCCACAGUCACUGAGACUCAGACAAUGUACAAAGCCAGCCAGGAGAGCGAGUGCUAUGUCAUAGAUGCAGAGGUGCUCACUCACGACGUCCCCUACCACGAUUAUUUCUACACCAUCAACCGCUACACGCUGACUCGUGUGGCCAGGAACAAGAGCAGACUCAGGGUUUCCACAGAAUUACGCUACAGGAAGCAGCCCUGGGGGCUGGUGAAAUCCUUCAUUGAGAAGAAUUUUUGGAGUGGCCUGGAAGAUUAUUUCCGUCAUUUGGAGAGCGAGCUGACCAAAACAGAGAGCACGUACCUGGCUGAGGUGCACAGACAAUCCCCCAAGGAGAAGGUGAGCAAGCAAUCCACGGUGCGGCGGCGGAAGCGCGGCCACGCCCACCUGCGGGUGCCGCACCUGGAGGAGGUGCUCAGCCCCGUCACCACUCCCACCGACGAGGAGGUGGCCCAUCGCAUCAAGCACGUGGCAGGUUCCACUCAGACACGGCACAUCCCUGAGGAGAGCCCCAGUGGCUUCCACCUGCAGAGUGUCUCCAAGCUGCUCCUUGUCAUCAGCUUUGUUCUGGUGCUGCUUGUCAUUCUCAACAUGAUGCUGUUCUACAAACUCUGGAUGUUGGAGUACACCACGCAGACACUGACAGCAUGGCAGGGCCUGAGGCUGCAGGAGAGGUUACCCCAGUCUCAGACAGAAUGGGCCCAGCUGCUGGAGUCCCAGCAGAAGUACCACGACUCCGAGCUGCAGAAAUGGCGCGAGAUCAUCAAAUCCUCGGUGAUGCUUCUGGACCAGAUGAAGGAUUCACUAAUAAAUCUCCAGAAUGGCAUCGGGUCCCGGGACUUCGGGUCAGAUCCAGAGGAGAAACGGAAACGUUUCCAUUGACAGGCAGGAAUGCAGGAGGCCAGAGGACGGUGUGCAAUAUGUGUAAAUAGGAUAUAUAAAUAUAUAUAUAAAUAUAUAUAUAUAUAUACAGAUAUAAAUAUAUAUAUAUUAUAUACAGAUUUUAAGAGAAAAAAACUGAAAAAAAAAAACCAGAAAAAAAAGCCUAAAGAGGGGAAGGAGUGACCUCCAACACUGGCUGAACUGGAGUGUCCCUGGGGUGUGUGUGUAUGGGAGGGCUGUGCUCUCCCAGCACUGAGGUGUGCUUGGGGCUGUGCCCAGCUCUGCUCCUGGGCCUGUGCACUGCUCCUCUGUAAUAUUCCUGUCUGUCUGUCUGUCUGUCUGUUCUGUUUCUGUUGUCUCAAAGGGAAGCAUCAGCGUGAGUGGCCCCCCCGCCCGUCCCCAUCCCCUCCCUGUGCAUGGAGAUCCCUGCUUCACUCUGUUUAUCUCUAAAGGGGACACUGUCACCUCCCUGACCUUGCUGGCUUCAGGGCACAGAGGUUUUGGCAAUCACAGUCAACCCCUUGCAGAACUGCUCUGGAGAGGAGGGUGAGUUGCUGUGGGUCUGUGGAGGGCAGAUCCCCCUGGCAGGCCCCUCCUGGGAGCAGAAAUGUGCUGUCAGGGCAGCCAGGCUGGCUCAGAGAGCAAAGCACAGAGUGUGACCGAGCUGCAAUCCCUUCCAUAAGCCCAGUUUGGAUUUGCUUCUUUGUGCCCUGGAUGCUGCAGUGAGAGCAGGGGAGCGUCUCCCUGCAGGGGCUGUGGGAGGGCAGAGCCACUCCUGUGCCAGUGUCCCCUUUAGCUGUUCUCUGCUUUCUCUGUGUUUGGCCCUGCCACUGAGCCACCCCUGUGCGGCAGGUCUGCAUUGCUGCUGGAAUCACCACACUGGGAGGACCCACAUUUAAGCAGAAAACCAAAAUUAGGAUUGAUUUGCAACCACUUCCACCCAGCUUAGCAAAUCUCUCUGCUGUUUGCUCAGCCCUUGUCUUGUAAAAUCUGUGGGAAAACAGGGUAAAGCAGCUUCCUUUCCUUGCCUGGGAUAAAUUGAUAUAAUUGUAUCUAUGCAGCAACAGCCAUCACUGUGCAUAUUGAUGUGAUUGCAUCUGUAGAGCAACAAAGCUUCCAAAAAUCCAGGAGAGGUCAGGAAGGGUCACAGGGACCAAGGGAGGAGAGGAAAAAGGGCCCAGCAGAGGGUGGCAGGACAGAGCUGGGUGUGAGGCACCUGAGGGGUGUCUCCCCUGGGACUCAGCUGGGAGUCAGCCAGGUGGUAGAACUGCACUAAAAAAAUGCACUGUGCAUUUUCAUUUUUUCUGGGCGAUAAUUCCAGACUCCAUUAGCAGCCAGAUGAGGAAGAGGGGCAGCUUGGCUGUGCUGUGCAAUGCACAAACUCCACAGGGACUCAUGGGGAUGCAGGCUGCUUCUUGAAGUGUUUAAUAAAUGCUUUGGCCUCUUCCCCAGCCAGGUAGAUUAGGGGAAUGUGAGUCCCACUUCGUCCAACACUGGGAUUUUUCCACCUGCUGACUGGCAGGAGGGAGGCAGCUGCACAUUCCCAGUUUGGAAAUGGUGCAGUUUUACCUCCUGCAUUACCUCCAGGAUGAAUAUUUGGUCUCACACCAUUAAGUAGCACAGAAUACACCCAGUGCAGUCUGAAGGAAAACCCUCUCAAGCUCCACUUUCCAUUCCAAAGGAUGCAGGAAUAACCUGGUGAUUUCUCCCAGCCUGCCUGCAAUCCCCACAACCACGUGCUGAACACAUGCCCCACACAGAACUCACAUGUGCAGGAGCAUGGAUGAAGCCAGGCUAUCAAAAGGACAUGUCAGACUGUGAAAGCAAGGUCCAGUUGGGGGAAACCAGAGAGUGAAGUGUAUUUAUGACUAUUUAUUUAAUUUAAUGCUGCUGACUACUGUACUGCUCCCUGAUUUUUUUGCAGGGAGGCUGCUGAAAUGGCUGCUGUACCAUGAAGUUGAGGUGCUAGGGCCUGGGAAGGGCUUUCUGUGGCUCAUUUUCCCCACUGUGACUUAGCAGACUGCCCCAGAGUCCCCUUUCCCCUUGUAGUCACUCUGACAAUUACUAAGCACACGAAUCUCCCCUACUGCUGGAAUUUCCCUCUUCUAGAAUUUAAUUUCAAGCACCAAGCAGGAUGACAGAGGAAGCUCUGGGAUUCAUCCUGCCCAUGCCAGGAGAGAGAAAGAACACAGUGAAAGAGGAACCUGGAAAGUGGGGUCUCUUCCACCUAGAGACAGAGAAAUCAGAGAGGCUCACAGAUAAAUGCUGCUGAUCAGUAUUUGUUGCUCACCAAUAUCACAUUCUCUCUGUUAGGAACCCUUUUUCUCAUCCUGAAUCCUUUCUCCUGUGCAGAUUUCCAGCUGCAGCCUCGGGCUGGGCCCCAGAGACAGAACUGCACAAGCUCUGUUUAAUCAAUCAGGCCAGGCAGCUGUAGCAACCUCAACACUAAUAUUUGUGCUACCUGCACAUUAAAGUGGGUUUUGAACCUGUUUGCUCCUUCUCCUGGCACUCAGCAAUGUGAAAUCCUUCAGGAAGAGCACAAGGGUGGUGGGCACCAAGCAGAACUGCAGUGUCCUUCACACUGAGGGAGGUUUCUCUUUGAGGCCUUAGUUUGUUGGGUUUUUUUCCUAGUUAUUUCUUUUUCCCACUUGGCAGCCAGUCUGGCUUGGAGUUGGAUGGGAUUCACAAUCUUUUUUUGCCUCUUAAUCUCUCACAAUAGUAAUAAAAAGGGGAAAAGCAAGGUCUUAAUGCACUGGUGGUGAGGGUUUAAACAAAAGCUUGGAGUGUUUUCCCUUCCUCUGGAGAGCUGGGAUAGGAAUCAGCUAUCCCUGCCCCAUCCCAGGUGACAGGUUAAUUCCUUCUGGAGCCAGAGACAAUUUUGGAUUACAUUUCCUGGAGGGAUCAGUAGCACUUUCUAGGAGUGAGAGGCCUGAAUAGUGUUACAGAGGGUGGUGCUUCCCUCAGCACUCUCAGCCAAGCCUGGCUCCCACCAUCAGAGCUUUGCUUUUCCCCCUGCACACCUGUGCCAGAAAUCCCCCUGGAUUCUAUUUACAGCAGGUGCAUUUCCCCUCCCAGCCUGACCCUUCCACAUCUGCUGGGCUUUGGUUUGCAGGAUCUGAACAACCACAAAAACAAGGAUUUAAAAAGAAAAAAUUAAAGGCAUUUCUCCAGCCAAGCAUGCAAGAGUAAUGCCAAUAGCUUGUAGCCUAAUUCCUGUCAAGGAAGAUGCCUGCUACUGGGAGGAGGGAGAAGGGGGAGCAGGAGGCUCUGAUCCACCAGUUUGUGACAUCCUCACUGAUCAGAUCUUGUCACAACCUCACCUCUGAUAAAGACAUACCUCCCAGUGCUAAUCUUAGGGAGUUCUGGCAGCUGGGAUGGGUUUGAGUCCUGGGUAACUGCUGUGCAACCAGGCAUUCCCAGAGUAGGCACCACAGGUUUCUACUGCAGCAGCUGCCUGUGAAGUCUCUGAAGGACCAAAAACCAGGUUAUUCCAGGUGGUGAGCUGCCCACUGCUGGGCCUGCACAUUCCAGAUAGUAAAUUUGGGGAAAUAAAGGCUAGAAAGGCCCUUGCAGUGGGAAGGUGUUAGCUGUGAUUAACAGGACAACGAGCUUUUGGGUUCUCUGUACUUCAGGCUCUCCCUUCAGUCAGAAAACUGUGCUAUUAACUCAUACUGACUGAUACCAGCUUCUGUCUAAAUCCUUCCUGGCUCCCUCAAGUCCUCUGGGAGAAGAGACGAAGGGCACAUGACUUUGAUCUCCCCUGAGCUGCCUGUCCUGCUGUGACACACAGGCUGCAUUUUCACCUCUGGCUACUGCCCUUGUCUGCUGGGUGACACCUGACCCUGCUUGGAUGCUUCUGAUCUUAAAAACAGAAACUUUAGGGACCUUAGGAAACAAUUUUAGUGUAGUGUGACCCUGGAUUGGAAGAGGAAAGGUUUCAAAGCACAAGGCUUUGCUGGAUUUGGAGCCCUGAAGGCACAAAGCUGCUUCUGAAAUAACAGGGCAUGUACUGGGAGAUCCCCUCCAGGAAUGCUAAUCCUGGAAUGCUGAUCCAUGUCCUUAUCAGACAGCUUCAGCAGCUCACCUGGGUGUAGAUAAGGACAGACUUUUCAGCCUCCUUGGCUCCUCAGCACUGUCCUGGUUGCCACAUAGGAGCUUUUCUUACCUUUAUGCAAGAAGGUAGAAUGUUUUCUUUCCCAGAGAGCGGCUGGAGACGCUUUUGGUCUGGGUACUUUUGGGUUUGCUGUGGUGUGCUGCAGCAGCUGUUCUCCCCAGAAGCAGUGUCAGGCAGCACCUGCUCUUCCCCACGAGCACAGAAACAAACUCCUGCCUGAUUUACAGCUGGAGCUGUCUGCUUCCACAUUACCCAGAAAAUCAGACUUAAAAUCACUGUUGAAAGCAGCAGUGCCUGGCUCGGGGGAGGCAGCUCUGUGCUGUCUGCCCAGGCAGCUGCUGCACCCCAGCUCUGACACAUCAGUGCUUUCUGCACUGCCUGCUCAGCUCCAAGGGGCUCUCCCACAGAUCCCUGCCAGGCUGCCACUGCCAUAGUCCAUGGCACAGCCACUGGACCCUGCUUCAUCUUUUCAGUCCCAGCACCACUCAAAAUACCUGGCAGGGGCUCACUUAAAACACAACUCAGAACAGGGACUCUGGAACCAAAGCCCCAGAGGGAAGUGGCUCACAGGACACCUGUGCCAGGGUGGUUCCUGUGCUGAUUUUCCAGCCUGUUCUCCACUGGACACUCUCUGAUCUCUGUGGCUCAGAGAAUAGUUGUGCCCCAGUGGUUCCUGUGCUGAUUUUCCAGCCUGUUCCCCACUGGACACUCUCUGAUCUCUGUGGCUCAGAGAACAGUUGUGCCCCAGUGGUUCCUGUGCUGAUUUUCCAGCCUGUUCCCCAGACACUCUCUGAUCUCUGUGCUUUGCAGUCUCUCCAGCACGAGUCUCUCUGUGCCAUAAAACCUCUCUUUUUCUAGAUGUGCACACUGGCCAAAUAAUCUCGUGUCUUGGGUGACUGCUGGUCAAGGCAUUCCCAGAUCUAGGCAGACAGCCUGGGCUUCUCUUAGCAUGGAUCCAUGGCAUGCCAUGCCCUCCUCCUCUCCCACAUGUUUUGCAGUGCUGGCUAUGGCUUUUCCCUGUCCCCUCCCACCUCUGCUGCUGGACAAUCAUUACCUGUGUCAUAGAUGCUCUGACCUGGUGCUGUCCCUGCCUGCCUUCCCCUCCUGCAGUCUGUAUGCUCUUCAAGUGAAUGUGUUUUAUUUUAUUUUAUUUUAUUUUUCAGUAGGGAAAAGGACUUCCUUCUGCUGAAGGAAUUAUAUUUGCACAUGGCUCGGGGAGGUUCCUCCUCUGGCCGUUUCUGUUACCUCACUCAUUUAGGCCAAUUCCAUUGCUAACUUUCAAGGCCACCUUCCCUGCCCCAAACCCCAAGAGUAGGGAAGGAACAAACCCCAGGUUCUGGAGCCACUUAUCCAUUAAGAUUUGGGACAGCAGCUGUUCCAGCUCCAUCCAGCAGGGAGGUGGAGCCUGUGCUAUGCACGUCACCCCCAUCUCCACAUUCCCAGCUCCUGGGAAAUGGCCCUUGGAGAGCAGGGAUGGAUGGAUGGAGCUCCACUGGAUGUGGAGGGAGGGAAGAGCAGCAGAGCAGUGGCAGCAUCACAACCUCCCAUGGCACCUCUGGCACAUCACCAUUCCUGGGGGAUUGCAUCUCCCACCUCGUGCUCCAGGGCUGGAGGGAGCUGCUAAACCCUGGGGCGUGUUCUCCCCACCUGGAUCCUGCAAUUCCUGUACACGGCUGAUGCUGAGCGAGGCUCUGCUCUCCUCAGCACAGCAGCAGCUCCUACAACCACAGAAAUCCCCUCCAGAGCCUGGGAAGCAGGGGACUGAUGGCUGAGGUGACUCUGGGGUGGGUGGGGGAAGGAUUGUGGGUUUGUUUUAGGAGUUGUCCCGACUGUCAGAAACUUUGCGCUGUGCGCAAAACAAAACAAAACAAAACGCAAAAACAAAAAAACCCAA
This is a messenger RNA of Oenanthe melanoleuca, 9257 nucleotides long. It is a transcript of the gene GRAMD1B, whose product is annotated as GRAM domain containing 1B. Gene Ontology annotation, biological process: intracellular sterol transport. The transcript has 20 exons. Lineage: Eukaryota; Metazoa; Chordata; Aves; Passeriformes; Muscicapidae. Gene Ontology annotation, cellular component: endoplasmic reticulum membrane; plasma membrane; endoplasmic reticulum-plasma membrane contact site. The record is from RefSeq and is a predicted model, not a curated record. Gene Ontology annotation, molecular function: sterol binding; sterol transfer activity. Bases 628 to 3249 code for a protein of 873 amino acids.